AAAAGCUGUCACACAUCCAAGAAAAGUGUCAAAGCUUUUUGGCAAUCUUCCGACAGCUAAGAAAAUGAGCCUUAGCGCAAAGGACAAAGCCGCAGUGAAGGCUUUCUUUAGCAAAACCAGCUGCAAGGCUGAGGAAAUCGGUAACGAGGUCCUCUCCAGGACUUUGGCUGUCUAUCCUCAGACGAAGACUUAUUUUUCCCACUGGAAGGACUUGAGCCCAGGCUCUGCCCAGGUGAGGAAGCAUGGACUGACGGUGAUGCAGGGAGUCCUCAAUGCUGUCGAACUGAUCGAUGACCUCAGGACGGGUCUGCUUAGCCUCAGCGAGCUGCAUGCCUUCAUGCUGCGCGUGGACCCCACCAAUUUCAAGAUCAUCUCGCAUAAUAUGCUGGUGGUCUUUGCCUUGAUGUUUCCCGUCGACUUCACCCCCGAGGUCCACGUUUCGAUGGACAAGUUCCUCGCACAGGUCAGCCUGGCUCUCUCCGAGAAAUACCGUUAAGGACGAUGCUCCUCUGUCUGUUUUCAGCUGAGACAGUGUAUUAGCCUUCAGUGCGUAUUGCAAAUAAAAAGCACUAAAUAAAA
Pangasianodon hypophthalmus (striped catfish) is the source of this 579-nucleotide messenger RNA. RefSeq names its product hemoglobin subunit alpha-2. The record is from RefSeq and is a predicted model, not a curated record. Lineage: Eukaryota; Metazoa; Chordata; Actinopteri; Siluriformes; Pangasiidae. Gene Ontology annotation, molecular function: oxygen binding; oxygen carrier activity; organic acid binding. Gene Ontology annotation, cellular component: hemoglobin complex; haptoglobin-hemoglobin complex; blood microparticle. The transcript has 3 exons. The coding region runs from base 65 to 496 and encodes 143 amino acids. Gene Ontology annotation, biological process: hydrogen peroxide catabolic process; oxygen transport.